This is a messenger RNA of Spinacia oleracea (spinach), 2987 nucleotides long. RefSeq names its product P-loop NTPase domain-containing protein LPA1 homolog 2. The transcript is spliced from 8 exons. The record is from RefSeq and is a predicted model, not a curated record. The coding region runs from base 428 to 2650 and encodes 740 amino acids. NCBI's taxonomy places the organism in Eukaryota, Viridiplantae, Streptophyta, Magnoliopsida, Caryophyllales, Amaranthaceae.
UCAACAAAAUCGAGUUUUAAGUCGAGUCGAUUUUGACAAGUCUCCCUUUUCAGACCACGGUCCAACUUCACGGGCCCUGUAGGGAAUCUUGGCGUUUGACAUAGGUGGACAAAGAGACCCAACACAAAAAAAAAAAAACAAAGGAGCACAACAAGGUUGAAGAUUGAUUGUGAAGGCGGGCGGGCGCGAAGGAGGAGAGAGAAAGAGGAGACUCGUGUUGGCUUUGAGGCUGCGAUGCGUGGCUUCUGCUGACAACAAAAAUGGCGACAACAACAACACUCGUCUUCUUCGGAUUCUCAAUUCCUCGAAAAUGGACAACAAUCAGUUUAUUACAUACAUAUAAUCAAAUUCAACAAUCAAUUUUUUGAACCCUCUCAUAAAACCCUAAUCUCAUACCCUCAAUCCAAAAUCAAACAUUGUUGAGGAAAUGGCGGAAGUGAAUAAAGUUCUGUAUAUUGUGGUUAUGGACGGAGAUAACAAUAAAAAUGAGAAAGGGAAGAUGGGGAAGGAGUCGUUUCGAUAUACUCGUUCCGUUUUGCAAAGUACUUUGCAACUCAUGGGUUGCAAAGCUCGCCAUGCUUUCAAGAUUAGCAGAAGGGUUUUCGACAUGGUGAAAAGUCAAAGCUCAAGUGACACAGCAACUAGCAUGGGUCUAUAUGGAGCCGAUUUAUCUUAUGUAGGACCAAAGGUUCAAGAACUCCCAUCUAUUGGUAGUCGUCUGGUUAAAGCUCAGGUGAACAAUAAUUUUGUUAUAGAGAAGGAUGGUGCAACUAAAAGUUUGUCAUCAGAGUUGUACAAAAAGCGCACAACAGUGUUCAUUAGGAGAGACAAAUUCUUGGAUAUUGUAUGUGAUGGUCUAUCCGACUAUAAAUACAUGGGCCCCAAUCAAAGGGAAGAUUUGAUCUUGGCUUGCAGAAUCCGUGAGAGGAAGGAAUCUGUGACUAUUCUGUUGUGUGGCACUAGUGGCUGUGGAAAAUCUACAUUGUCGUCCUUGCUGGGAAGCAGACUGGGAAUCACUACUGUUAUAUCAACAGAUUCCAUACGACACAUGAUGAGGAGUUUUGUGGAUGAAAAAGAAAACCCAUUGCUGUGGGCUUCAACCUAUCAUGCAGGGGAAUGCUUGGAUCCUGUUGCUGUUGCAGAAGCAAAGGCUAAAAGGAAGGCCAAGAAGAAGGCUGGGAGUACACCAUUUCCAAAGGAUGUACUGUCUGAUAAUGUUCCUAACGGAAAAACUGAUCAUCAAAUUCCAGAGGUGGGCUCAACCAAUUCUGAUCUGAUCAGUCCAAAACAAAUGGCAGUCGAGGGGUUUAAGGCUCAGAGUGAAAUGGUCAUAGAGAGUCUUGAUCGUCUGGUUACUGCUUGGGAAGAAAGGAAAGAGUCAGUUAUUGUUGAAGGGGUGCACUUGAGUCUUAACUUCGUGAUGGGGCUUAUGAAGAAACAUCCUUCAAUUAUACCGUUCAUGAUAUACAUUACUAACGAAGAUAAACACUUGGAAAGGUUUGCAGUGCGUGCAAAGUACAUGACCUUGGAUCCUACAAAAAAUAAAUAUGUUAAGUACAUUAGAAACAUUAGAACAAUACAAGAAUACUUAUGCAAUAGAGCUGACAAACAUCUUGUCCCGAAGAUCAACAAUACUAACGUAGACAAAAGUGUAGCAGCAAUCCAUGCCACAGUGUUCAGCUGUUUACGAAGGCGUGAAGCUGGAGAGCAGCUGUAUGACCCUACCACUAAUACAGUAAAUGCUGUUUUUGAGGAAUUCAGGAAUCAAUGUGCAGCAGAUUCUCUGAGCUCCAAAGGAAUGUUUCAACUAAUUCAAAGGCAGGGGUCAUCAAGACAUUUGAUGGCUCUUCUUAACGAUGACGGCUCUGUUGCAAAGGCUUGGCCGGUUAAAUCUGUUGGUAGUAAUGGCCAUCCUGCUUUGGGGCGUGUAGCUGACACUGAGAUAGGAACACCAAUGUAUGGCCCGCUGAAAAUUGGUAAGGCAGAACCUGUAAAUCUUCAGUUCGGCCAUUUUGGUUUAAGUGCUUGGCCCAAUGAUACUGAGGGCACAAGCCAUGCUGGCAGUGUUGAUGAGUUUAAAGCUGAGUGCAAUGGUACUGAAACUGGCAGUAAAUAUUAUUCUUCCUGCUGCAGCUCACCCCGUAUGUCUGACGGACCAGCUAAGGAGUUGAAGGAAGAGCUCUCGGUAUCUGGCAGUGAUGAAGAGGUUGAUGACCCGCCUGAGGUGGAUAGCGAUGAGGACUUGAGUGAUGGUGACAAACAUACUCAAGAAGAGGUUGAAGGUUCAGUUGAUGAGGAAUCCACCAAGUCAGAUGAAGAGUAUGAUGAUCUAGCUAUGCAGGACGAUCAAGAAUAUGGCUACUGUUCGGACAAUGAUGACGAUGACUUGAAAGAAAAUCCACUCCUUGGCUCGGGUAAUCUGUCAACUGUGGUGAAUAAUAACAAGAGAGACAACUACAAGUACCCACCAACUCUUGACAUGUUUUUGAGGACUAAAAGUGAACCUUUAUCUGAGACAUUCUGCCCCUAUUCUCCUGUGGUUGCUAAGAGUGAUAAGAAGACUCCUCCAGGCAGUAGUAGGAUGAAGAAGCGCUCCCUCAGCAUUCCAGUUACUGGAAAGCGCGGGAACGCAGCUGAUGCCACCAUUUAACCCUGCAAUUUUCAAUUGGUUAUCCUUUUUUAGAUCAGAAGAUUCGUUUCUUUUUCUCGUUGAAUGGUUUUUUGGUUCCUUAAAUGACAGGAUUUCUUACCCUUUCUCCUGUUGGGGACAUGUAGAAUUGUAUUUGUAUCUCUUGAUCGUGCCCUUGAUUGUAUAGUGGAUGGUGGUUGUACGUUGUAGGCUGUGAUAUUUUGUUUUGCCCUUGUUUUUGGUUGUUCAUAAUUGUAGUUAUGUAGGUGUGAAAUUGUGUUAGAUGGUUGGUUUUCUGAAAUUGCUGUAUCUGAAUAAUGAAAUUUCAUUCCACUGCAGCACUUGUUUUCUUUCUUUA